GGAAGCCGUCGGCCUAGCUUUCCUGUCAAUAGCAAGUGUAUCUCCUGUUUCACACUUUCCGGCGACAAAAUCUUUAAAAUCCGCUCGAUUCCGGUCACACUCCGUAUAUGUUAUAAUCACAGAUACAUACACGUUGUGAGCGGAUGAACUGAGAACCUGAAAUAUGGGGGCUACAGGCUCGAAACUGGAGAAAGCUUUGGGAGAUCAGUUCCCGGAAGGAGAGAGAUACUUUGGUCUUGAGAAUUUCGGAAAUACCUGCUAUUGUAACAGUGUCCUUCAGCAAGAGCAAUGGACAAUCCCACAUAUUUUAGAGGAGAAGCUUUAUUUGUUCAAGAUACUUUUGGUAUACGGAUAGACGGAUAGUCCUCCUGAUGUGUUGCGGGACAUUUUUGUGGUUGUUGUAUACGGUACAAUGAGCUUUUAUUUAUGCAAACACUACGUUAGUUACUUUCCGUAUACAAUCUUUACAAACAGUGGUUUUAGGCUAAGUUAGCCAUAUGUAAAUCCAAAUUCCAUGAAUCUAUUAGAUGAAAAACGUAAAUAGUCCAAACAGUAAACGUAGAUGAAACCCCAUUGAUCUGCGUAUCCUAUUUUGUCAUGAAGAUUUUAAAUCAUUUCUUAGGAGUCCUUCUCACAUGUUAUGUCCCAUAGAGGUAUUUGAGAUGAGAGAGCAUUAUGAACUCUUAAUUUCAUUGCUCACCAGCUAUGUUACUCUUGAAUUUCUCUAGUAUAUGGCUUUCCAUUUCCACUGCAUUAAUGUUUUGGUUUAAAUUCAUCAAAAACUUGGACUGUUUGAAUGUCUGGUAUGAUGAUGAUGCUGCGAUCGCGAUCUCCCUCUCGCUUGGAACUACUCGUUCAUCGCGGCUACAUUUCCAACGAUGUUUUCCAUCAUCGUUCUCAUCUCAGUGAUGCUUCGUUCCAUCGCUGCAUUAUGUCGUUCAAUGGCUUCCACUCUAUUCUCCAUCUUAGAUCUCGUCCAGACCAUUCACAGCUGAAACGGAGGAAUUUUCUGAUUCCGCGUAACUAUUCUGAUCACCAGUACGAUCACCAGAAACGCAUGCUCUGAUACCAAUGAUAGAACACUGGUAAUUCCGACUCAGAACACAGUAGAAUCAAUAGGAAAUUCUCAAGAAAAACAAGAUCAAGAAGAGUUUAUUGAUGUAGGAGAAAUGUACAAAAGGUAAUACAAUGCAUAGGACUAUUCGAGAUGCCCAGUCUCCAAAGUCUAAGUCCAACCGAAUAACAGCCUAACCUCCACCAGCUGCUUAACCUUCUAUUUAUAGCUAAUAUCCACGCAGGGAUGUACAAGAUAUUAACCAACAGAUUAGUUAACUAACUAACUGUUUUAUUAUUUCUCCUAUCAUAGACAUUUCUAAAAUACUUAAUAGGCUGCUCAUCCGAGUGCCUAUCACACCGCUCCCUCCCAUGGUUGUCAUGGCGGUAUGGAGCGGCACCAGCCAACCACCUUAUCACCUAGGCAACUAGUCACAUCAUAUGUGACAUUUAAAUAUAUAAAAUAAUACAUUUAAAUAUGCUUAAGUUGUGAUAUAUUACAUUAUUACAAAUUAAACUAUAUAUGACUUGGUUACUCCGUACAAAUUAAGUUAUAUAUUACAUAGAGUUGAAACCAACAAUUUAUAAUUCAAAAGUCAAAACAAGGUUUAGUAAUUUAAUACAUAAGUAAAAAUAUUCAUCUCAAAUAAACAAUAAAAAUAUUCUAAAAUUUAACCUCAUGUACUCCAACCUGCUCCUUUUCUUUGUAUGAAUCUAUUUUUUAAACAUAUUUACAUUUGGUUAGGAUUUUAAUUUAAUAAGUGAAAAGUUUUUGUAAUUUUACUUUUGGUUUGUACUUAUGUACUUAAAGAGAAGAUAUAUAUGAAUUUUCUUCGAUCAUCGUAUCUUUUUCUCAAUGCAGGCUCUGUAUUUCUGUGUUCCAUUUCGGGAACAGCUACUAGAGUACUAUUCAAAUAACAAAAACCUUGCUGAUGCAGAUGAAAGUCUCUUAACAUGCCUGGCGGACUUAUUUAUGCAGAUUAGCUCACAAAAGAAGAAAACAGGUGUGAUUGCUCCUAGACGCUUUGUACACAAAUUGAAGAAGCAGAAUGAGAUUUUUCGGAGUUAUAUGCAUCAGGAUGCCCAUGAAUUCCUGAACUAUUUGCUGAAUGAACUUGUUGACAUACUGGAAAAAGAGUCAAAUGCUGCCAAGAGUGGUCAAGAAACUUCACUACCAUCUGAGAACAUUGCAAAUGGACCAAAGGCCAUCCAUGUAAACAAUCACAUAAAUUUUUCUCAUAAGGAGCCUCUUGUGACCUGGGUUCACAAAAACUUCCAGGUAGACUUGCGUGGCCUAUUAUCAAUUCUUACUUUUCGGUGCUGCUUCUAAUUAUUGAAGCCUGGCCUAAUCGCUGGAAAUUUAGUUUUUGCAUAGGAACAUUUUGAGUAAUUUUGAUGGCCAUUCUUUUAUUUUUUUUUUAUUUUUUAUUGCUGGAGUUGUAGUUUUUCCAUCAUUUGCAAUGGAGCCAAAGAUUCAUUAUUUUUUGGCUUGAGAUUAUGAUGGAAUAAAGCAAAAUGUCUCACUAAAUGAUAGGACCCCGGCUAUUAUAAAUAAUAAGAAUAGAUAUGGCUUAGUCUAUUCUAGAAAGAAGUAGUUUAUCUGUUUUUGGCUGGCGGAUAGUUGUUAUGAACUAUUGACUACUUAUAGUUAGGGAGUUGGGACUAUAAAUAGAAUAAACCAGUUAGAAGUUAGGCAGGCUGUUAGAUGCUUGGCUUGGGACUGGGAAGUUAGAGUUCUAUCUCUAGCUUUGGGACUACUGUACUGUGUACCGCCAUUAAUGAAGUUUGGAGUUGUUUUCUAUUCCGUUUUACUUGUGAAUUGCGAACUCUAGAAGAAAUUAAUAGUUGCUUGUCCUCGGAAAUAUUUUCAUCACUGGACGGUAUCAUGUCAAGCUCACUAACUGCACGGUCAUGUGUGGGAUCAGAUCUCAUCUCAUCAUUUACAGUUCGAGUGAAUUCUCCGACAUCAUUAGCAAUUCCCCCGGUUACCGCCUCCAAAUGGUGGUUCAGGAAUAUCAUAAACUGUCGGUGCUUCUUUAGGAGCCACACUGAGAUCAGUGUGUUGAGGAAAUUUAACAGGGGGCUGCAGGGGCAUCCAAAAAGGAGUUAAUCAGGGCUGUGAGGGAACCAACAGAGGCACCAACUUCAUUAUUAGGUCUCAAGGAGCUUGCACAAGGAUCUGGAACCGCACCAACAUUAGCCAAAACAGACGCAACACAAGGACCAGCCUCAAUUGCAGGGGCACAUGAAGCACCAAGAGAUGUAAGAGAGGCUGCCUGGUCAUCAUUAACUGGUACAAAGGCUUCCUGAGCAUAAAAAACAGGGAAAAUAUGGGCAGUGAGGACACCAGCCGAGGCACCAACAUCUGGUAUAGCAAAAUCGCUGUCAGCAAAUUCAAUAUCAUUGGAAGGGGCUGUUAUUGGGGACUGAACAGAAAAAAUUUCAGUAACAUUGGAACAAAAAACUGGUUGAGCAUCAAGGAAGCUAACAUCUUUAGAGGGGGGGGGGGGGGUUCUGGUAUUGCCAGACGGGGCACGUUGGCAUUUACAAGCAUAGGGGCAGCAGGGAAAUUCUCAAGCAUAGGGACAACAUUAAAAUUAUCAAGCACAUGGGCAAGAUUAUCAGAUAUAUGUGAGAAAAAGAAGUUUGAGGAUGCAGCAUAAGCGAAAAACACAAGCAGAUACUGUGAUAAAAAGAAAAGGAAGGAUAAACAAGGAAAAAAAGUAGCAACUGCAACCAUAUACAGGCUAUGCAGGACUUGAACCUGCAUCUUUGUGCAUAUUUGCACAUUGCUCUACCAUUUGAGCUAAUAGCCUUGAUAAUAUAUUAUACUAGACACCAAAAAGAGCAUUUAACAUCACGAAAAAAAUAAAAAAGAAGAGAAUGAUCAAUAAUGUAAUCAAGAGCUAACAAUAACUUGUAAAAGAAUGAGUGCAAUAUUUUAAUAUUGAAUAACCUCUUAACUCAAAACUGAAGAUUAUUGUUUACACAUUAAGAUUCACUAUCAAGGCAAAACUUUUACUCAAAAUAAUAUAACUAUUAAUUCAAAAAGACAUAACUUUUAUUUCGAAUUCAUAGUUGAUCAUUUGCAUUAGAAAUAAAGGACAUGCUGCCAAAGUUGAAAGUAAAUCCAAAAGGUUGUAGUUGAGAAUGACCUGGUAAUUACUGAACUCUGCCCCUUUCUUCAUGGUCAAAACCAUAAAUCAUAUAAGAAGAAUUAUCACCUAGAAGAUACAAUAAUCCAUUAGUACACAAUGAUCUCAACCCCUGGAUGGCAAAACAUUGGAAAACAAACUAAAGCACCCCUAGUACCAUUCAAUUUGGAAGCUCUUCUUUUGAGUUCUUAAAUCAAUUGUUUGGGUUUCCUAAAUCAAUCCAAAGGACAUAAUAAAUUUAAAUCAGUGAUUUAAAUUUGAGGUUCUCUGUCAACACACAACUAACUUCUAGUCAAAUAACUAUAACUAUUAACUUAAAAGACAUAACUUUUAUUAAAAACUCAUAUGAGAUCUAAAGUUUAGAACAUCAAACUUUAACAUAAAUGUAAAUUUAAGAGGAUAAAAGUAUAACUGAAUAGACAAAGAUUCAACAAGAAAUUAGUCAAUGAGUUUCAUUUGUUAUUCAUAAAUUUAUACUCUACACUGAAAUGAAUCCCAUUACCGUUUACACAUUUUAUCAAACACUUGAUAUGCAUAACUAGAAUUCAUUAUUUAUUUAGGAUAUUAAACCUCAAUAAAGAAUAGGCUACAAUGAAAUAUCUUUUAUUAAUGUGCAACAUAAUAUAUAGAUUCGAUUCAGAUGUGACAACAAAUCAAGAAGAAAAAGUAUGAAACAAAACUUUUGCAGAUAAGAGAAGAGUUUAGUACUUCAAUUAGGGAAAAAAUAAGUUGAUUCAGAGCUUCGAUCUCUCUAUAGUCAAUCAUCAUCACUAGGAAUUGGUCUUGUAUGGCGCUGCACCUCACUAGACGCACUAGGUGAUAGAUCGAAAUGGACAAGGAAGGGCGAACGAUCGUUGUCACUUAAACGCUGGUGAUCUUCCUCCGCGAGCGGCUAUUCAUAGCCGGAGAACUCGACAAUAACUCAUCGUUAACUUCCUGGAAUGAAUCCGCCUAGGGGGUCGCCAUCACAACAUGAUUGGUUUGAAGAAGGAGAUCGGGAGAAGCUCAGAAGCGGUGAGAAGAAAGAGAAUGAUACAGAUGAGCGGAAUAUUUUUAUUUAAAGGGCAGAGGUUUUACGGAUCUAAUAAAGGUAUGAAGUUAACACAAAUUACAACUAUGCCAUUAAUGAGACCACUGCAUCUAAGUAAAUCGAACGGCUCAUAACCCUUCUCAUUUUUCAGCCGAAAGGUCACUUCUCACCGGAUCCUUUUUCUAUAUAUAUAUAUAUAUAUAUAUAUAUAUAUAUAUAUAUAUAUAUAUAUAGGUUUUGGUUCAAAUAAGAACAUGAUCUUAUGAGAAAAAUGAGAAUGAAUCUGGACCGUUAGAUUUGCUUUAUGUGAAAUUCAAUGUGCAUUGGAUGAAUCUGUAAUGUGUAUUAGGUGAAAUUGAAAUGUGCAGCACAAAUGGUACAAUGUAGUGACAUUAUGUGAAGUUAAAUUGUGCAUUAGGUGAAUUUGAAAUGUGCACUAGAUGAAACUAAAAUGUGCAGAAUAAAAGGUGCGAUGUGAUGUUAUUUUUGUACCUUUUAUUCUGCACAUUUCAGUUUCACCUCAUGCACAUCUGAGUUUAAAUUUUAAUUAUGCACAUUUCAAUAUCAUCUAAUGCACAUUUCGGUUUCACCAAAUGCACAAUUCAGUUCCACAUAAUUCAAUCCAACGGUCCAGAUUCGUUCUCAUUUCUCUCCUAAGAUCCGUUCUUACCGGAACCACUCCCUAUAUAUAUAUAUAUUAUAUAUAUAUAUAGAAAAAGGAUCCGGUGAGAAGUGACCUUUCGGCUGAAAAAAUGAGAAGUGGUCUUCCCGUACAAAGUGCAAAGUUUUCACAUUUUCAUAUUUCGCUUGCAAUUUUUCUUAUUUCGCUUGCAUUUUCAUAUAUAUAUGGAGCGGUUCCGGUAAGAACGGAUUCCUAGGAGAGAAAUAAGAACGAAUCUGGACCGCUGAAUUGUAUUAUGUGGAACAGAAAUGUGCAUUUGAUGAAACUGAAAUGUGUAUUACAUGAUACUGAAAUGUAAAGAAUUAAAAUUUAAAAUCAAUUGUGCAUUUGGUGAAACUGAAAUGUGCUAAAUAAAUUGUACAAAAUUAACAUCACAUCGUAUCUUUUAUUCUGCACAUUUCAGUUUCACCUAGUACACAUUUCAAUUUCACCUAAUGCACAACUCAGUUUCACUUAAUGACAUUGUAUCAUACGCUUCGUGUUGCACAUUUCAAUUUCACCUAAUGCACAUUACAAUUUCAUUUAAUGCACAUUGAAUUUCACUUAAAGCAAAUCUAACGGUCUAGAUUCGCUUCUUUCCUAAGAUCAUGUUCUUAUUUGAACCAGAACCUAUAUAUGUAUAUAUAUAUAUAUACAUAUAUAUAUAUAUAUAUAUAUAUAGGGAAGAGUUCAAAUGAAAAGUGGUCUUCCCGUGCAAAGUGCAAAGUUUUCACUUUUUCAUGUUUCGCUUGCACUUUUUGUUGUUUGCGUUGCACUUUUUGGCCAUUUUGAUUUUAGCCAAAUUCGACCAAAAUGACAGUGGUAGUUUUGUAAAUAAACCAAUUUUUUUGAGCUAUCGCGAAAAAGUGCAACGAAAGCAAGAAAAAGUGCAAGCGAAACAUGAAAAAGUGUAAACUUUUCACUUUGCACGUUAAAACCCCUUUUUAUUUGAACCCAUCAAGGUUAUCCUCUAUAUAUAUAUAUAGGGUGCGGUUCCAGUAAGAACGAUGCUUAACGUGAGAACGCAUCAAGGUCGUUGAUCUUUGGGAAAUAACGGUCAUAACUUAUAGAGUGCACUCCUAUAUUGUGUGAAUAACGACAUACUAACACAUUCAUAACUAAUAAAUGGCCUUUGAACGUAAUAAGAAAGGGCAAUUACGUAAUGUUAAUUUUUUUACCUUCUAUGAUGAUGACACCCUAUUUGGCAUUUAUUAUCUUGCAACUAUUUUAGUUUCAGGUAUGGAAAGAAUUCAAACUACGUAUAAAUAAUGUGUUUGAUAAAUUUAGGUGCUUAGUACAUUAAAAAUACACGUUACUUUUAUAUUGUUGUAAUUAAUUCAAUUGUUUUUAGUGCUGAAAUAAUUCAAUGUGUUAAUGGUGUAUGUUAUAAGUAUACUUGUGCAACGUGUUGUAGUAUUAGUGUAAAGUGUUGUAUUUCAGUUCUGAAAGGUGUCUUCCUUAAGGGAUUGAGAAGAGGGAUAUCAGGGCUGAACUGAAGUUGUAUACUACCAGAACCUUAGCUGAGGUUAUGGAUCAAGCUUCCCUUAUUGAGAACAAAAAUAAUGAAGCUAUGUUGAUGAAGAACAAAGAAGAAGGAAAGAAAAAGGGGUUAAGUAAGAGCAAUAGUUCAUAUUCUCAAACCAUUUGGGGUGAUGGAAGCAGAUGGAAAAGUAUGACUAACAGUAACUCUAACAUGCCAAAAAGUAACUCAGAUUACAGAAGCAACACUGACAUAAAGGCACCUACUAUGGGUAAAUCUGGUCCCAGGUUAUCCAGGAGUGAGCUGCAAGAAAGAAGUAGGAGAGGCUUGUGUUUUAAGUGUGGAGAGGACUGGAGCAAGGGUCACAUCUGUAAGAUGAAGAACUAUAAGAUGAUUCUAGUGGAACAGUCUGAAGGAGAAGAUGAAUCUGAAGGGGAAUUACUGGAAUCUGAAGAAGAGGGAGAUACUCAUAAACAACUUAAAACAAUGCAACUUUCUGUUUUAAGUAAGGAGGGUUGAUGGGAAACAACAUGUGAACAUUCUGAUUGACAGUGGAGCCACACACAAUUUCAUAGCGCAGGGUUUCAUUGACAGGUGGGGGUACCUUUUAUGCCUAUACAAGGAGUUAAAGUGCAGAUUGGCAAUGGGGAUCUCAUCCAUAAUAAUGGCAGAUAUGAUGGAAUGAAGCUGGAAGUGCAAGGAAAUACCAUACAUCAAUCAUAUUAUAUUCUGGAAUUGGGUGGCACAGAUAUUGUUUUGGGGAUGGCAUGGCUGACUGAGUUGGGCGACAUGGAAGUGAAUUUUCAGAAGCAAGUAAUAAGAUGGAAACAACAAGAAAGGAUAAAUUGUAUCCAAGGGGAAGCAGCAUUGAAUAUUUGGGAGGUUCCAGUGAAAACAAUGCUUCACAUUCUGCAGAAAGAAGGAGAUGUAUAUUUUCUUUAUUAUGAAGGGCAGUUGUAUGGUUUGGAACAGAAUACUAAGGAAGCCAAGGUUUGGGAAGACAUCAUUGCUGAAUUUCCAGAAGUGUUUACUAAUCAGUUGAAGUUUCCUCCUGCUAGAGAUUGUGACCAUGCCAUAAACAUCCAAUAAGGAGCUAGUAUACCAAAUCUGAGGCCCUACAGGUACACUUUUGAUCAGAAAAAUGAGAUAGAGAAAGUAAUUGGUGAAAUGUUAAAAGCUGGUAUCAUUAAGCACAGUAAUAGUCCCUACAACAGUCCUAUCUUAUUGGCCAGAAAAAAAGAUGGUGGUUGGCGAUUUUGUGGUGAUUACAGAGCCCUGAAUAAGAUCACAAUACCUGAUAAGUUUCCCAUACCAGUUAUAGAGGAGUUGCUAGAUGAAUUGGGGGGAGCAAGGGUUUUUUCUAAACUGGAUCUGAAGUCAGGCUACCACCAAAUCAGAAUGAAGGAGAGUGAUACCUGUAAGACUGCUUUCAGAACACAUGAAGAUCAUUACGAGUACCUAGUCAUGCCAUUUGGGUUGACUAAUGCACCUUCAACAUUUCAAGCUCUAAUGAAUGAAGUUUUGAGACCUUUUCUCAGGAAAUUUGCCUUGGUAUUCUUCAAUGAUAUACUGGUUUACAGCAAAACCAAGGAGGAUCAUAAAGAACACCUCAAAUUAGUCCUGGACGCUUUAAAGAGGAAUGACUUGGUAGCAAAUCAGAAGAAAUGUUCCUUUGGUCAAGAGCAACUGAGUUAUUUGGGUCAUAUCAUUUCUGCAGAAGGGGUGGCAGCUGACCCUAGUAAAACUAAGGCCAUGGUAGAGUGGGCUGUACCAAAAGAUUUAAAGGAGUUGGGGUUUUUUUUGGGUCUUACUGGAUACUACAGGAGGUUUGUCAAGGGCUAUAGUCACAUUGCUGCUCCAUUAACACAAUUGCUGAAGAAGGAUGGGUUUAAAUGGAGUGAUAUGGCUACGAAAGCUUUUGUUGAGUUGAAGAAUGCUAUGUCUUCUUUACCAGUGUUGAGAAUCCCUGAUUUCAAUAAAGUUUUUGAGCAAGGAACUAGCACCUAAACAUUUGAGUAAAUCUGUUUAUGAAAAAGAGUUGAUGGCAAUUGUGUUUGCAAUCCAAAAGUGGAGGCCCUACUUACUUGGCAGGAAAUUUGAGGUUCACACUGAUCAAAGAAGCCUCAAAUACUUGACUGAGCAAAGAAUCAUGGGAGAGGAUCAACAAAAGUGGAUUGCCAAGCUAAUGGGAUACAAUUUUAUCAUUAAAUAUAAACCUGGAUGUGAGAAUAAAGCGGCAGAUGCUCUGUCAAGGAAAUCAAAAUUUUCAGCUUUAUCAAUUGUAAAUUGUCAGGAGUGGGAAGGAUUAAAAGAUGAGCUGCUGGAAGAUCCAAAGUGUGCUGAUAUUAUUCAGAAGAUUUUAAGUCAUCCGGAUCAUAUGGCGGAUUUCAGACUGAAGAAGGGGUUGUUAUACUACAAGGGAAGGCUGAUGAUACCCCAAAAUUCCCCAAGAGUGACAAGGAUUCUUCUGGAAUAUCAUGAUUCUGCAACGGGAGGGCAUUCUGGUAAUUUCAGAACUAUGAAGAGGAUCUCAACACUGUUCUACUGGGUGGGUAUGAGGAAGCAGAUACAACAAUAUGUGCAGAAUUGUGAUGUUUGUCAAAGAAACAAGUAUCAGGCCUUGAAACCUGCAGGGUUGUUACAACCAUUACCUAUUCCAGAUUGCAUCUGGACUGAUAUAAGCAUGGAUUUUAUUGGUGGAUUGCCAAAAGCUCAAGGGAAAGACUAUUCUGGUUGUGGUUGAUAGAUUAACCAAAUUUGCACAUUUUAUAGCCUUGUCUCACCCAUUUAAUGCUAAAGGAGUAGCUGAAAUGUUUGUCAAAGAAGUAGUUAGACUCCAUGGAUUUCCAAAAUCCAUAGUGAGUGAUAGAGACAGCAUUUUCUUGAGUUCAUUUUGGUCUGAGUUAUUCAAACUGGCUGGCACACAGUUGAGAUACAGUACUGCGUAUCACCCUCAAUCAGUCGGCCAAACGGAGGUUGUUAAUAGGUGUUUAGAGACCUAUUUGACAUGUAUCACAUGGAAGAAACCUAAGGAAUGGACCAAGUGGUUACCUCGAGCAGAGUAUUGGUACAAUACUAAUUACCAUAUUUCCUUAAAACAAACCCCUUACCAGGCUUUAUAUGGGCAAGAACCUCAACCCAUUGUAAAAGGGGAUGUGGUUAGGACUGCUAAUGAUGAAGUGUCAAGACUGACAGCUGAGAGGAAUGGAAUGUUAGCAGAACUCAAAGAAAAUUUAGCUAUUGCUCAGAAUAAGAUGAAGCAGCAAGCAGACAAACAUUGGAGGGAAAUGAAGUUGGAGGUGGGUGAAAAAGUUUUCCUGAAGAUUCAGCCUUAUAAACUGCAGAGUUUGGCUAAGAGAAUCAAUCAGAAAUUGAGUCCAAGGUUUUAUGGACCUUUUGAGAUCAUUGAGAAGGUGAAUGCUGUAGCUUUUAAACUGAAAUUGCCAGAUGAUUGCCUGAUCCAUCCAGUAUUCCAUAUUUCUUUACUCAAGAAAGUUCUAGCUUCCGAUACUUGCUGUCAACCAUUGCCUAAAUGUUUGAGUGAAAACUGGGAAUUGCUGGUGAAGCCAGAGAAGGUGGUGGAUACAAGGGAGGGAACUGAUGGUAGAACUGAAGUUUUGAUACAUUGGGAAGACCUGCCAGAAUUUGAAAGGUCUUGGGAAGAUGCUCAAGUGUUGAAGACAGUUUCCAGACUUCAAGCUUGAGGACAAGCUUGUUUCUUUGAGGGGGAGUAUUGAUAGGACCCCGGCUAUUAUAAAUAAUAAGAAUAGAUAUGGCUUAGUCUAUUCUAGAAAGAAGAAGUAGUUUAUCUGUUUUUGGCUGGCGGAUAGUUGUUAUGAACUAUUGACUACUUAUAGUUAGGGAGUUGGGACUAUAAAUAGAAUAAACCAGUUAGAAGUUAGGCAGGCUGUUAGAUGCUUGGCUUGGGACUGGGAAGUUAGAGUUCUAUCUCUAGCUUUGGGACUACUGUACUGUGUACCGCCAUUAAUGAAGUUUGGAGUUGUUUUCUAUUCCGUUUUACUGUGUGAAUUGCGAACUGUUCUUAUCACUAAACUGUCUUCGUUUCUUUGUUAUGAAGCAGCAGUCAGUCCAUGCAAUUUUGGACGGGAUUUUCACUAUGGGUCAUCCGGAAACAGUCUCUAUGUUCUUUAGUACAGGGGUAAGACUGCGUACAUCUGACCCCCCCUUACCCCACCGUAGGUGGGAGCCUUUGCGACACUGGGGUAAAUGAAAAUGAAAUGAAAUUGCUGGAGUUGUAGUUAUUUAUUGCAACAGCAAUGUUUUGAGUCAUGAUAACGCUCCUAACAGAUCCGAUCCCUUCCAAACCAUCGUUCUGUGUGAUUUGCACAUUUCAGGGUACACUGACCAAUGAAACAAGGUGCUUAUGUUGUGAGACUAUAACAGCCAGGUAUGAAACGUUUUUUGACUUGAGCCCUGAUAUUGAACAGAACAGUUCAAUUACAAGCUGCCUUAAAAAAUUUAGCUCCACCGAGACUUUGAAUGCCGAAGACAAAUUCUUUUGUGACAAGUGUUGCAGGUGAGAAUUUGUCUGCUUUUAGUUUGUUUAGUUCACUGCAAUCCAACUACAUUGAUAUUUCUGGGUUGGUGACAUGAUAUUUUUAGCCUUCAUUAAUUUUCCAAAAUUAUAUAGCCAAAGAUCACACGUUUACUUCCGUAAUUGUUUGACACUGUAAUUUGCGACCUGUCUUUCAUGAUUUAUAAAUUCAGUCCAUCACUUGUUAAAAUAGGCAUAGAAUUAGCCCAUCCUGUUAAAAUAACCAUUUAGCAUCAAUGCUUAUGGGGAUGUUCUUUGCAAUAUUACACAUGUGAAUGCCCCUAUAAACCUUAAUAUUUGAUGGUGUAAACAGUAUUAACAUAUGGACUCAUUAUCUCAAUUGUAAAAAUUGAUGAUGUAGGUUUAUAGUCCAAGAGCCAGGUUCUAGAUUACACAAUUUCAAACCGUUGUGGGACUAAAGUCCAACUUUUGAAAAUUACACACACAUGUUUGUGUGCAGUUCUUUACUGGCUCUUAAAUACACACACACACACAGAGACCAAGAGAGAGAGAGGAGUUAUUCAAAACCUACCAUUAGGGGGCUUACAAAACCCAUCGCCCCCAUGAAAUUACUAACAUACCCUUGAGAGAGGGAGUGUAUGAUAAGGCGGUAAAUUAUAGACCACCCUAGGGGCAUGUUAAGGGACUGUAGGUGCUCUAAAAGGGGUUAGAAAUUUGAGCACCAUGGGGUUUUGUAUGAGAGAGAGAGAGAUGCGAAUACAUUUUUUAAAGUUACACGUGCUCCCACAUGUGGGUGGUAUAUUUUUUGUAUGACCAUUUUAGGGCAGUGUUUGGGAAGGCUGGUGCUAUAAAGAAGAGUAUGUUUGAAAAUGAAGCUUGCAGGAGGCACAAAAGAGAAUGAAGAUAAAGAAGGUGCCGCAGGUCCUAGUGAUCCAUCUCAAGAGAUUCAAAUACAUAGAACAACUAGGCAGGUAUAAGAAGCUGUCGUACCGAGUAGUCUUCCCUCUGGAGCUGAAGCUGAGCAACACAGUGGAGGAGGUGGACACGGAAUACUCCUUGAUUGGGGUUGUGGUCCAUGUGGGGACAGGCCCCAACCACGGUCACUACGUCAGCCUUGUGAAGAGUCAUAACCAUUGGUUGUUCUUCGAUGAUGAUAGCGUGGAGAUGAUUGAUGAGUCAGCUGUUCAAACUUUUUUUGGAUCGGCCCUGGACUACUCCAGCAAUACUGAUCAUGACUAUAUUCUGUUUUAUGAACGGGUGUGUUCUGGUUCUGCCCCUGGCCAAUAAAAUAAAUUAUGGCGCUGUUUUUUCCCUUUUAGCAGCCAUGCCCCCAAUUUAUUCCAAAUGCUUGUUUUGUGCGUGAUAUAUACACAGUUCUCUGCUGCUCUUUCUUUCCCUGUACAACAACAAUGGUGGGUGCCUGGGUGGAAUCGAAGUUAACCUUUCUCUUUCUUUUCCGCCAAUAAAAUGGGAAAUGAGGUAGAUAUAUGCUAUGCGUGGAUUCAAAGCAAGUGUUUGUAAACUACCAGCAGAACACGUCCUGAGAGGUGCAGUGGAAGUAAAUUACGUUUGUCAACUUAUGGAGAAAAUAGGCUCUCCAUCCACCUUCUGUGUAACAAAUUAUGUUUUUUUUAUGUCAAGAAAAAUAUGGUCCAUAUCAUUUCACUUUAUUAUACUCUAACUUUAAUCAAAAUCUUUACUUUUUAACCAUUUUA
Molecule: messenger RNA, 13610 nt
Organism: Cuscuta europaea
Lineage: Eukaryota; Viridiplantae; Streptophyta; Magnoliopsida; Solanales; Convolvulaceae
Source: the annotation of a GenBank genome assembly